Molecule: messenger RNA, 796 nt
Organism: Numida meleagris (helmeted guineafowl)
Lineage: Eukaryota; Metazoa; Chordata; Aves; Galliformes; Numididae
Gene: SNRPE
Product: small nuclear ribonucleoprotein polypeptide E
Exons: 5
Coding region: 291-569 (92 amino acids)
Biological process (GO): mRNA splicing, via spliceosome; spliceosomal snRNP assembly
Cellular component (GO): U2 snRNP; U1 snRNP; precatalytic spliceosome
Molecular function (GO): RNA binding
Source: RefSeq, a predicted model, not a curated record
GUAUUCGCGUAGUUGUAAGUCUGGAUCCUCCGCUCGCCCCUGCAGCGCUCGGCCGCGUGUUUUAAUUAGCCUGGUGUGGGACAGCGGUGGUGCGAUCUAUCCGUGCGCGGUGGGAGCAGUAGAGAUGGGGUCCUCCCGCCUUCCUAGAGCGGCCGCGUAGCGGGAGUCUUCCAGCAUCCCAGCGUCCCCCGCGCGCUCCCGCCCUGCUCGGCGGCUUCCGGCGGUCGCUGCGACUUCCGGUGGAGCGUGUGGCGGCGGGAGCGUGUGGCGGCGGCGGGCCGGGAGCAGCCAUGGCGUACCGCGGGCAGGGCCAGAAGGUGCAGAAGGUGAUGGUGCAGCCCAUCAACCUCAUCUUCCGCUACCUGCAAAACAGGUCCAGGAUCCAGGUGUGGCUUUAUGAGCAGGUGAACAUGCGGAUAGAAGGCUGCAUCAUUGGCUUUGAUGAAUAUAUGAACUUGGUGCUGGAUGACGCAGAGGAGAUUCACUCCAAAACAAAAUCAAGGAAGCAGCUGGGUCGGAUCAUGUUAAAAGGGGACAAUAUCACUCUUCUACAAAGUGUUUCUAACUAGAAAUUGCUGUUCUUCACUUAGAGCAGUGAUUGCAGUUCAGAGUGGUUUGGAGUGAAUGAAGAAAGUGCUAGUGGGAACGUGGCCUGCUGGUAGAUAGGAAGUUACGUGUAACUGGCGUUGCAUGCUGAGCUAAAAAGUCUCCUCCUUUUGUGGCAGUAAUUUUUUUUGUAGCUUGAAAGAAUACAGGAUGUACUUCCCAAAUAAACAUUUUUCACGUUAACUGUAAA